AUGUCUGACCAGCCACGCGCCUUGGUGUCCCCUGUGGAGGAACGCCUUGGCACUCCAUCUGAGCCAGGCUCGUCUCAGGCUGAUCCAGAGGAGAAGCUUGAGCUUGGAAGGGAGACAGCAGAUACACCCGAAGAAACACAGCUAGAGGAUCCGCACGAAGGAAAAGAAGCACAGCUGGAGAGCCAGGAAACCGACGACAAACCCGAUGACACAAACUCCGCGCCACCAUUACCCGACGAGGUCCCUCCGCCACUUCCCGACGAGGCACCGCCUGGCCCAGCAGAGGAUGAUGGAUGGGAGCCCGUAUGGGAUGCCAACGCCCAGGCAUUCUACUUCUACAACCGGUUCACCGGAGCCUCCCAGUGGGAGAACCCCCGCCCCCAGGCACGGAAAGUGCCAACGCACCCGCUAUCCCAGAACCCCCGGAGAGAAAAAGAACCUGUACUAGGAGGGUACAAUCCUGCAAUCCAUGGCGACUACGACCCGACCGCUCCCUAUGCGCAACAGUAUGAGGAACAACCGCAAAAGACUGGACCCGGAGUCGAUCCAUCAGCCGCAUAUACCGCCGCAGGUACAUUCAACCGGUUUACUGGCCGUUGGCAGGCGGCUUCUAUCAACCCAGAGAAUCACAAUGACGAGAACAAGUCUCGGCGGCAGAUGAAUGCUUUCUUUGGCGUUGAUGCUGCCGCCAACAGCCACGAUGGCCGGAGUCUCAAGGCCGAGCGGAGCGCAAAGAAGCUCAGCAAGCAGGAGCUGAAGAUGUUCAAGGAGAAGCGCCGGGAAAAGAAAGAGGAGAAGCGAAGGGCGUGGUUGCGGGAUUAA
Penicillium daleae is the source of this 822-nucleotide messenger RNA. RefSeq names its product WW domain-containing protein. The transcript is spliced from 2 exons. The record is from RefSeq and is a predicted model, not a curated record. Lineage: Eukaryota; Fungi; Ascomycota; Eurotiomycetes; Eurotiales; Aspergillaceae. Gene Ontology annotation, molecular function: protein binding. The coding region runs from base 1 to 822 and encodes 273 amino acids.